AUGUUGAUCACGUCGCUCUUUGUUUCCAACGGUUUUUUUAAGGGGUAUGUCGACAUUGUACGUGUAGCAUCGGCGCUGUUUCUUAUUCUGCAGAUUAUCAUCAUUGUAGACUCGAGUUAUAGUUUACGGGACUAUAUUCUGGACAAGAUGGAUGAAGCAGAUCGUGACGAGGAUGCUCGUUACAUGCUCUUGGGAAGUAGCUUUGACUCAAUACAAGGAGGCAGAUCGACAAAGACCAUGUGGGAAGGAGUGUACAUGACCUUGGUUCUCAUUUGCAUGGUGUUGUCCAUCGGGGGAACUGUUUUAAUGUACAUGUACUAUGCAGAGUGCGACUUGAACAUUCUGUUUGUCUCGAUAACACUGCUAUCGAUGAUUAUUCUGACUGUAUUGAGCGUCGUGGCGUGGGUGAAUGUGGGGCUUCUGCCAUCGACUGCGGUAUCUCUUUACCUCAUGGUAUUGUGCUAUCAGGCAGUUCGAGCGAACCCAAGUGCGGCGGCAUGUGUGCCGUCAUCUUUGUCAAGCCACGAGAAGGCUCAGAAUCAAUCAGGCGUGAUAAUGAACUCAUUGAUUGCAGCGCUCACGAUUACCUGGACGAGCUGGCGAACAUCAGCGACCAGUACACCCUUUUUCGGCUCGUCAACUGUGUACAAGCAGUCUGACAACACACGCGAUGAAGAUGACGAAGAGCUAGCGAGUAUUGGCCUGACAUUUGCUCGUAUAGGAGAGGAAGAUCAUUCUGAUGUGCAGGUCGUAUCUGACUACCAAUUCCACGUGCUCAUGGUACUGGCGUCGCUGUACAUGGCAAUGGUUCUUACAAACUGGGGAAGCUUCGACGGAUCUUCGUCGAAUGGUGACGCGAUAGUUACAAUGUGGGUCAAAGUGAUCUCGCAAUGGGUGGCAUCAGGGCUUUUUCUUUGGACACUCGUGGGACCUGCAGUAUUUCCCGAUCGUAAUUUCUCGUAA
This is a messenger RNA of Peronospora farinosa, 963 nucleotides long. NCBI's taxonomy places the organism in Eukaryota, Oomycota, Peronosporomycetes, Peronosporales, Peronosporaceae. The record is from the annotation of a GenBank genome assembly.